Emiliania huxleyi CCMP1516 is the source of this 276-nucleotide messenger RNA. RefSeq lists its product as hypothetical. The transcript is spliced from 3 exons. Bases 1 to 276 code for a protein of 91 amino acids. The record is from RefSeq and is a predicted model, not a curated record. NCBI's taxonomy places the organism in Eukaryota, Haptophyta, Isochrysidales, Noelaerhabdaceae.
AUGGAGUCGGUGAUGCCGUUCCUGCGGGAGAACAUCGAAUCCAACGGCGUAGUCGGCGCUGUUGAGGCAGCCCCGCUCUUGUGGGGAACGGACGUGAGUGACUUCGGAGCGCCCGUCGACGCAGUGCUCAUGGCAGAUGUCGCCUACACAGACGCGUACGCGGAACUGGCGGCCACGCUGGCAAGCGAGUCACACGUAUUGGCAAAGUCCACAGUGUUUCAAACCCUCCUCAAGUUUGCCCGGGGCACAGGGGCGUACAGGGAGGAGGGGCGGUAG